This is a messenger RNA of Otolemur garnettii (small-eared galago), 519 nucleotides long. It is a transcript of the gene RPL27, whose product is annotated as ribosomal protein L27. Gene Ontology annotation, cellular component: cytosolic large ribosomal subunit; ribosome. Lineage: Eukaryota; Metazoa; Chordata; Mammalia; Primates; Galagidae. The record is from RefSeq and is a predicted model, not a curated record. The transcript has 5 exons. Gene Ontology annotation, molecular function: structural constituent of ribosome. Bases 71 to 481 code for a protein of 136 amino acids. Gene Ontology annotation, biological process: translation.
UCCCCGGGUGAAAGGUUAGCGGAAGUGCUCUUCCUUCUUUCUGCUGUAGGCCUUGGUGGUUGCUGUCGAAAUGGGCAAAUUCAUGAAACCUGGGAAAGUGGUGCUGGUCCUGGCCGGACGCUACUCCGGACGCAAAGCCGUCAUCGUGAAGAACAUAGAUGAUGGCACCUCAGACCGCCCCUACAGCCAUGCUCUGGUGGCUGGAAUUGACCGUUAUCCCCGCAAAGUGACGGCUGCCAUGGGCAAGAAGAAGAUUGCCAAGCGAUCAAAGAUCAAGUCUUUUGUAAAAGUUUAUAACUACAAUCACCUCAUGCCCACAAGGUACUCUGUGGAUAUUCCCUUGGACAAAACUGUCGUCAACAAGGAUGUCUUCAGAGACCCUGCUCUUAAACGCAAGGCCCGACGGGAGGCCAAGGUCAAGUUUGAAGAGAGGUACAAGACGGGCAAGAAUAAGUGGUUCUUCCAGAAACUGCGGUUUUAGGUGUUUUUGUUUCAGUCAUUAAAAAUAUUUUAAAAAUU